Messenger RNA from Neurospora tetrasperma FGSC 2508, 1185 nucleotides. RefSeq lists its product as uncharacterized. NCBI's taxonomy places the organism in Eukaryota, Fungi, Ascomycota, Sordariomycetes, Sordariales, Sordariaceae. Bases 350 to 835 code for a protein of 161 amino acids. The record is from RefSeq and is a predicted model, not a curated record. Gene Ontology annotation, cellular component: mitochondrion; ribosome. Gene Ontology annotation, molecular function: structural constituent of ribosome. Gene Ontology annotation, biological process: translation. The transcript is spliced from 2 exons.
UCGCGACUCCCGAACCUCCACUUGUUUUUACGGCUCCUCCGAAGUCCGAAUUCCUCCAUCACGACCACCGACCCGUGACGGCCACCCAACUGUGCGCAACAGCUUCGGUCUCCCGAUUUGUCACCGAUUCCUCAUCCGCAUCACCCUUCUCUUCAUCCCGCAAGGUCCCCAGUUCGCCGCCGCAUCUCCCGAGCACUUUACUCCGGACGGACCAAGCCAUACUAGCCAAUCGACCCGACGACUUACGCGACGACGGCCGACCUCUCUCUUUAUAACCCACCACCCAGUACAUACCCUCUUUCUCUCUUCAGCAACACAAAGUCCCACACGGGCAUCAUCAACCUUCAAAAUGGGCAUCCAACAAAUCACCAACAUGUGCUCGCACCUCCAAAACGCCUCGCGCGCUCGCCUGGGCCUGACCUCCCUGCCUAACACCAAGUACAACCUCGCCCUCGCCCUGGCCCUGCACCGCGCAGGCUUCAUCUCCUCCCUCACGCGGGGCGGCCCCCACCCGCCCACGCCCGAGGCCCUCAUGACCUACGAGCCCGAGCCCGUGACCAGUGCCAACGUGGCCACGCGCCGGUUGUGGGUGGGACUUAAAUACUGGAACGAGGAACCCGUCUUGAAGGAGCUGAAGCCGAUUUCGAAGCCGUCGAGGCUGGUGACUGCCUCCCUGGAAGAGCUGAACCGUGUGGCAAGGGGCUUUCCCGCAGGAUACAUGAAGGGGUUGCAGUUGGGCGAGUGUUUGUUUGUGAACACUGAUAGAGGUGUGUUGGAGGUUAGAGAGGCAGUGGAGAGGAAAGUUGGUGGGUUGGUUUUGUGCAAGGUAAAAUAGAUGGAAAGAAGAAGAAGGAGGGUCUCAAGGAUGGACAACUGGGAUAGGACAUGGAUUUGGGGAAAGGAAGGCAUUGUUGGGAAGGAAGGGAGAGGAAUAGAAGGGGAGGAGGAAGAGUCACCGCACUUUGGGAGGAUCCCAAACCUGAAAUGGAGCCAACCAUUUCUGUGCGCAGUGUACGAUACGGAUGUGAUUCCACUGUACACUAGACGACUAAGCAAGACUGGACAAACAUGAAAAGGAAUAGACAUUGGCAAAGCAGAGCUCAUCCUUGGUUCUUGCCAUGCGAAUAUGAGGUAUGAGGCCAAGAAAGACAACGAGUUGGCAUCCUGUAUGCUUUUAUAUAUGCA